AUGCUGCGUGGGAGCAGCGGGUGUGCCUGGCGCGGGUCGGUGAAGGUGUUUGUGUGCCGUGGGGGGACAGGCGUGUCCCCAGGCCUCCGUGUCUUGUUUGGACACGUGGCACAGAGCGACGGACGCUGCAGUGGGGUGGCGAGCACUGGUGGGCACCGGCUGUUCCACGGCAGCGGGGAUCUGGUGCUGCCCUUCCUGCUCCUGCCUGGCCGUUCUGGGGCAGCAGGGACCCGAGUGCUGCCCUUGCCUGCUCCUGCCUGGCCCCACGUGGUGCCUGGCAGAGCGUGGACUUGCCCGGGGUCUCCGGCGGACGCGCAGCUCAAGCUCUCCCUUCCCCUCUUCUCUCUGCCUCCCCAGGACCCCGGUUUUGCCAGCCAAGCACUUAUCAACAAGAAGUUAAACGACUACCGGAAAGUGAGCCCCGCGGGCACCAAGCCCGACUCCUCCUCACCCAAGGGCCCUCGUGGGCUGGGGAUCCGAGCAGAGUUCCUGAAGCAGACGGGAACCAGCGCGCCCCGGUCCCCCCGGCAGGAUGCGGCCGUCACAAAAGAUGAGAGCAGCUCCCAGAAAGCCCCGUGGGGCAUCAACAUCAUGAAGAAGAACAAGAAGUCUGCCCCGCGCGCCUUCGGCGUGAGGCUGGAGGAGUGCCAGCCUGCCCCGGACAACAAGAACGUGCCCCUGAUCGUGGAGGCCUGCUGCAAGGUGGUGGAGGACCGGGGGCUGGAGUACAUGGGGAUCUACCGCGUGCCCGGGAACAACGCGGUGGUGUCCAGCCUGCAGGAGCAGCUCAACAAGGGAGCCACCGAGAUCAACCUGCAGGACGAGGUGAGGGCAGG
This is a messenger RNA of Lepidothrix coronata (blue-crowned manakin), 836 nucleotides long. Its product is annotated as rho GTPase-activating protein 23-like. Lineage: Eukaryota; Metazoa; Chordata; Aves; Passeriformes; Pipridae. Gene Ontology annotation, biological process: signal transduction. The record is from RefSeq and is a predicted model, not a curated record. The annotation marks the transcript as partial. The transcript has 4 exons.